Molecule: messenger RNA, 700 nt
Organism: Erigeron canadensis
Lineage: Eukaryota; Viridiplantae; Streptophyta; Magnoliopsida; Asterales; Asteraceae
Product: transcription repressor OFP6-like
Exons: 1
Coding region: 38-601 (187 amino acids)
Biological process (GO): negative regulation of DNA-templated transcription
Source: RefSeq, a predicted model, not a curated record
CCCACUCCUUAAAAAAAAACACACACACACAUACACAAUGCCAACCAUCAAGAAAAAACUCAUAGUAAACACCACCGCGGUCGCCGUCGGCUGCGGCAGCGGCUGCCGGAGAAUAAAACUCUCAAAGAUCUUCAACCCAAAACCACCACCAAGCAACAGAUAUAGAAAAAGCAGCCAUUCUUCCCAUUAUUACUACUCCUCCGGCAGCCGUCACCACCACCACUCCUCCGCCGCCACGUCAUGGGAUACAACCCCAUCAACCACCACCACCACAACAACCGGAACAACGUCAGGUUCUCCGGUAGACGAUCAUGACUCAGAAGUGAGAAGCUUAAGAGCCGUUCAAGGGUUUGGCCGGAUCGGCGGCAACAGCCUGGCCGUGGAGAAAGAUUCCGAUGACCCGUACAUAGAUUUCCGGGAGUCAAUGUUGCAAAUGAUAAUGGAGAAAGAGAUAUACGGACAAGAUGAUUUGAGAGAGCUGUUGAAUUGUUUUUUGCAGCUCAACUCUCCGUAUUAUCAUGGAAUCAUAAUCCGGGCCUUCACUGAGAUUUGGAAUAAUGUUUUGUCUUUCAAACACAUGCAUGCUUCUGCUGCUAGCUAGCUGUUGACCAUCAUCACUCCAUCUACACGUGAUAUAUAAUUUAAUUAAUGUUGUGUGUCAUGUUAAUUAAUUUGAUUUGAUUUUGUCAAGUGUAGCACA